AAUUAUUUCUAAAUAUAGUACUCACAUGAUUAUAAUUAUGGAAUUCACCUAAAAAAUUCAAAAAAAUCGUUAGCCAAUCGAACGAAUAUUUCCAUCACUAGCAAGGAAAUUGAUACUAGAAGAAUAGAUACAUGUUAAAACUCCGCGAAAUUCUGUUAGAACUUUGAGAUCUGAAGAAAGAAUCCGGCUGCGUACAAACAUUGCACUGCUGGAUCAAAUGGCGCAGCAGCAGCCACCGCACGUUGCCAUUUUGGGGGCUGGAAUCUUCGUGAGAAACACUUACAUACCCAGAUUAGCCGAACUCGCCAACCUCUUAGUUCUCAGAGCAAUUUGGAGCCGUAGUGAGGAAUCAGCCAGAGGUGCUGCUGAGAUUGCUAAAAAGGAUUUUCCAGAUGUUCAAUGUAAGUGGGGGGAAGAAGGACUCAAUGAGAUCAUUCAAGAUCCUUCCAUUAUCGGCGUGGCAGUGGUUCUUGCUGGACAGACUCAGGUGGAUAUGUCACUAAGGUUGCUGAAGGCUGGGAAACAUGUUUUGCAAGAGAAACCCGCCGCAGUUUCUGUUGCUGAGCUUGAAACAGCAAUAUCAAAGUAUAACUCUAUCAACCCUGCCCCGAUCUGGGCACUAGCUGAAAACUACCGUUUUGAACCUGCCUUUGUUGAGGGGAAAAAACUAAUAACUGAGAUUGGAGACAUUCUUAAUAUUCAAGUCAUUAUUGAAGGGUCGAUGAAUAGCUCAAAUCCUUACUUUUCAAGUUCUUGGAGACGAGAUUUUCCUGGAGGUUUUAUUCUAGAUAUGGGUGUCCAUUACAUUUCUGGUUUAAGAAUGUUGGCAGGUUCUGAGAUAACUUCAGUGUCUGCCCUUACUACCCAUGUCAACUCGUCUUUGCCUCCCCCAGAUCAUAUCUCCUCGACAUUUCAGCUGGAGAAUGGAACUUCUGGUGUUUUUGUUAUGGUGGUAUCAUCAAGAUCUCCAAAGAUCCUAUGGCGUAUUGUUGGGUUGAAAGGAACAUUACAAGUCGAGCGAGGAGUGAAAGAUGGAAAGCACGGAUACACUGUUGUGCACUUCAACUCUGAUGGCCAAAUCAAAAACUGGUUCUACCCAUUCACAGGCGUGACCGAAGAGCUCAAGACCUUUCUAUCAGACAUUUCACAGGCAGCACUAAAGAAAGAUGGAAGUCACCAGGUCGAGCCCCGCCUCUCCUUUGUUGAAGGCGCUCGGGAUGUUGCUGUUUUGGACGCAAUGCUGGAAUCGGGGAAGAAGCAAUGCGCUGUCCAAGUAAAGAAGUUUUAGCUUCCACAGUCAGCAUACUUUCAAGAUUUCUGGAAAUCAGGCAAACAACAGCAUGGGGAGCGAACCAUCUUCGGUAGUUCCUCGCCCAAUCAGUUCCAACUUACACAGCCAUAAGCUCAUUCAUACAUACAUACACACCGACAAACUGGUUUGUUCUUCCUAUGCAUUAGUUGUCUUGAUUCCUGAUUUAACUUAUCAAGAAACAGUGCCUUUACUUAUUUGCCAAAUUUGAAUACACAAUAAUGCCUAGCAAACUUGUUGAGCUUUAGUUACAACUAAUGCAACACCUUUUCUGUUUGGUGCAAUAAAAACUAUUCUUUUAGAUUUCUCAA
Messenger RNA from Andrographis paniculata, 1620 nucleotides. RefSeq lists its product as uncharacterized. Lineage: Eukaryota; Viridiplantae; Streptophyta; Magnoliopsida; Lamiales; Acanthaceae. The coding region runs from base 218 to 1288 and encodes 356 amino acids. Gene Ontology annotation, cellular component: cytoplasm. Gene Ontology annotation, biological process: NADPH regeneration. The record is from RefSeq and is a predicted model, not a curated record. The transcript is spliced from 13 exons. Gene Ontology annotation, molecular function: oxidoreductase activity; nucleotide binding.